AUGCCAAUCGGUUUCAAGGCUCCUACUCUCCCCAAGGCCCCGUCGCUCCCCAGCGUCCCCAAGAUUCCCUCUCUGCCUACACCCAAAUUCACACUGCCUUCAACGCCCACUUUACCCAGUCUUCCUUCCACUGACUCGAUUACCAACGCUGUUAUCGAUGCGCGCGCCAAGGUUGUCCGCAGUAUGUCAACCCUUGUUAGCCCAUCCGAGGAAGAAUCUCAAGAGCUUGAAGAAGCAAAGGAAGAGCCGCCUCUGGAGCCUGUCUACAUCGUUCUCCGACCACUCAAGCUCACCGAAGCCCCAUCGGCGUAUCUGAAACGUCUGGGGAAGAUCGUCAAGGCCAUCGAGUUCGAAAACUAUCUAGCGCUACAACACUGGGGCGUCCUCAUCGGAGAGCGAUACUACCACCUGCAUAUAGACGAUGCAACGAAGAAUAUUUCUGUGUCGAUGGUGCCGUUUGUUGCAGAACACGAGCGUCAUACUAUCAAGUUUCCCAUCUGGCGAACGCGACUGACCCACGAACAGCGCGUCGGUGUUGCGGUCGGAAUCAUCAAGUCUAUGGGGAGGUUUAAGACCGAGGAUGAAGUCGAGAUUACCGAUGAGAAAGGUGCUUUGGUCACUGCUCCGGCCGAUCGGGAGCGCUACCAUAUGAAGGGUCGAUAUCUCUCCUCGCCACUUGCGGAACACAACAUCUUCCGUGGCAAGUACAACGCCCUCGCCAACAACUGCAUCCACUUCACGCGCCAUUACAUCUUCGACCAGAUUCUCACUCGCCGAAAGGAGAUGAACAACUUUGCGUCUAAUGUGAAGUGGCUUGUCGUCAAGUGGCGCGACAUGGGAUGCAGACGCGGGCCAUUGGAGCUCGCAAAAUUCCUGUCGGGUAUUCUCGGAAUGGCAAACCCGCUCGCUAUGACGCCAGAUAAAGGCGCCAAGAUUAUGAUUAAACUGUUGAGCAUAUUCCUGGACAUCGACUACAACCCUGUGUUGGACAAGAAGCUUUUGGACGAUACCAAGAGCGUGGAAGAAGUUCUGGACGAGGACCCCGAACCUUCUGUGGACGAUAUGCAGAAAGACCCGGCUCACCUUCCGAUUCCCGAGGUUGUGGAUGGAGAGGAAAAGGUUUAG
This is a messenger RNA of Mycena indigotica, 1125 nucleotides long. RefSeq lists its product as uncharacterized. The coding region runs from base 1 to 1125 and encodes 374 amino acids. The record is from RefSeq and is a predicted model, not a curated record. The transcript is spliced from 4 exons. NCBI's taxonomy places the organism in Eukaryota, Fungi, Basidiomycota, Agaricomycetes, Agaricales, Mycenaceae.